Messenger RNA from Trichomycterus rosablanca, 7352 nucleotides. RefSeq names its product cytoskeleton associated protein 5 (gene ckap5). NCBI's taxonomy places the organism in Eukaryota, Metazoa, Chordata, Actinopteri, Siluriformes, Trichomycteridae. Gene Ontology annotation, molecular function: microtubule plus end polymerase activity; microtubule plus-end binding. Gene Ontology annotation, cellular component: centrosome; microtubule plus-end; spindle pole. Bases 138 to 6206 code for a protein of 2022 amino acids. The record is from RefSeq and is a predicted model, not a curated record. The transcript is spliced from 45 exons. Gene Ontology annotation, biological process: microtubule polymerization; mitotic spindle organization; establishment or maintenance of microtubule cytoskeleton polarity.
GAGGCGUUUCAUAGCCGGCCAGAGAAAUGAGAGGAGAUAUCGGCUCCGGCUGAACCACAGCGCCUUGUCUUCCUGUCCUAAAGCAGUCGAGCAGAUAAGGCAAACAGGGAGGAGCCGCCGCCGCCGCCGCCGCCGCCAUGGGGGACGACAGCGAGUGGAUGAAACUGCCCAUCGACCAGAAAUGCGAACACAAGGUGUGGAAGGCCAGACUGAAUGGAUAUGAAGAAGCACUAAAGCUUUUCCAGCGGAUCAGUGAUGAGAAGAGCCCUGAAUGGGGCAAAUACCUUGGACUUAUCAAAAAAUUUGUCACGGAGUCCAAUGCUGUGGCUCAACUGAAAGGCUUGGAGGCAGCACUCGUAUUUAUUGAGAAUGCACAUGUGGCUGGCAAGACAACAGGAGAAGUGGUGUCGGGUGUAGUGAGUAAAGUCUUUAAUCAGCCCAAAGCCAGAGCGAAGGAACUGGGAACAGACAUCUGCCUCAUGUAUGUAGAGAUCGAGAAAGCCGAGAUCGUCCAGGAUGAGCUCAUCAAAGGAUUGGAUAACAAAAACCCCAAGAUUGUAGUAGCUUGCAUUGAAACCCUGAGGAAAUCACUCAGUGAAUUUGGUUCUAAGAUUAUAACACUGAAGCCGGUAGUCAAAGUGUUGCCAAAGCAGUUUGAGUCUCGAGAGAAGGCAGUGCGAGACGAGGCCAAAUUGCUAUCAGUGGAGAUUUAUAAGUGGAUUCGGGAUGCUCUGCGUACUCCUCUGCAGAACAUCAACUCUGUACAGCUGAAAGAGUUGGAGGAGGAGUGGGUGAAGCUCCCUGCCGGCGUGCCAAAGCAAAGCCGCUUCUUGCGCUCUCAGCAGGACCUGAAGGCCAAGUUUGAGCAGCAACAGGCGAGUGGUGGAGACGAGGCAGAUGGUGAGGAGGAGGAGGAUGGAGGUGCUCCACAGGUGGAUCCAUAUGAGCUGCUGGAAGCUGUUGAAAUCCUUUCAAAACUCCCAAAGGAUUUCUACGAAAACAUUGAAGCAAAAAAAUGGCAGGAAAGGAAGGAAGCUUUGGAGGCAGUGGAAGCCCUUACUAAAAACCCUAAGCUGGAGGCCGGAGACUUUGGGGAUCUGGUCCGAGCUCUCAAGAAGGUCAUUGGCAAAGAUGCCAAUGUGAUGUUGGUGACUUUGGCAGCCAAAUGUCUAGCUGGUCUCGCAGCAGGACUGCGCAAGAAGUUUGGAACAUAUGCAGGGCAUGUGGUGCCAACCAUUCUAGAGAAGUUUAAAGAGAAGAAACCUCAGGUGGUCCAGGCCUUGCAGGAAGCCAUUGAUGCUGUCUUCUUAACUACAACUCUUCAGAACAUCAGUGAGGAUUUGUUGGCAGUGAUGGACAACAAGAACCCAUCAAUCAAACAGCAGGCGUCGCUGUUCCUGGCUCGAAGCUUUCGCCAUUGCACCCCUGCAACUCUGCCAAAAGGUGUGCUAAAGCCGCUCUGUGCUGCUUUUAUCAAGCAAGUGAACGACUCUGCUCUAGAGGUGAGAGAUGCUGCAUUUGAAGCUUUGGGCACAGCCAUGAAGGUGGUGGGAGAGAGAGCAGUUAAUCCCUUUCUGGCAGAUCUGGAUAAGCUCAAGCUUGAUAAGAUAAAAGAGUGUGCCGACAAAGUGGAACUGGUAGGUGGAAAGAAGGGAGAUGGAGGAGGAGGUGGAGGAGGAGCAGCAAAAAAAGAAAAACCUGCAGCUAAACCUCCUCCGGUUGAAGAGCCUCCGCCCAAACCGGCUGGUCCUCCUAAAAAAGCACCAGCACACAAAGCUGCUGGUCCUCCCAAAAAAACUAAACCUGCUUCUGCACCCAGCGGCAAAUCUAAGAAAGGUUCAGAGAGAAAAGAAGUUGUGGAAAGUGAAUUAUCGAUCGAGGGUUGUGAGGAGAAGGCGGCGGCAGUGCUCCCGGCCUCGUGCAUGCAGCUGUUGGACAGCGCUAACUGGAAGGAGAGGCUAGCUAGCAUGGAGGAGUUUCAAAAGGCUGUUGAACAGAUGGACAAGUCUGAGAUGCCGUGUCAGGCGCUGGUGAAAAUGUUGGCUAAGAAACCUGGCUGGAAAGAAACCAAUUUUCAGGUGAUGCAAAUGAAGCUAAACAUCGUUAAGCUAGUCGCAGAGAAAGGCUCUUUCUCAAAGACAUCAGCUCUCGUGGUGCUGGACGGCCUGGUGGACAAAAUCGGGGACGUUAAAUGUGGCAGCAAUGCCAAAGAGGCUCUGACUGCUAUUGGAGAGGCCUGCUUACUACCAUGGACGGCUGAACAGGUGGUGUCUUUGGCGUUUGCUCAAAAGAACCCCAAAAAUCAGGCCGAGACGCUGAACUGGUUGGCAAACGCCAUGAAAGAAUUUGGCUUUGCAGGAAUUAAUGUGAAGGCUUUCAUCAAUAAUGUCAAAACUGCUUUGGGUGCCACAAACCCGGCGGUGAGGACGUCAGCAAUCACUCUGCUGGGUGUGAUGCAUUUGUACAUGGGGGCACCUCUGCGGAUGUUCUUUGAAGAUGAAAAGCCGGCACUGCUUUCUCAGAUAGACACAGAGUUUGAAAAGAUGCAGGGCCAGUCUCCUCCUGCUCCCACUCGUGGCCAAUCAACAAAAGGAGCAGAGGAGGACGGGGAGGAGGCUGAUGAGGAGGAACCUGAUGGAGGAGCUGGUGAUAUUAUGGAUUUGCUGCCCAGAAGUGAUAUCAGUGAUAAAAUUACAUCAGACAUGGUGGAGAAGAUCAGUGAUAAGAACUGGAAGAUCAGGAAGGAGGGCUUAGACGAGGCUGCAGCCGUCAUUUCAGAGGCCAAGUUCAUCCAGCCCAACAUCGGAGAACUUCCCAUGGCACUGAAGGGUCGCCUCACAGACUCCAACAAACUACUGGUCCAGCAGACCUUAACCAUCCUGCAGCAGAUUGCCACAGCGAUGGGUCCUGCUCUCAAACAGCAUGUGAAGAAUUUAGGUUACCCCAUCAUCACUGUGCUGGGAGACAGCAAGGUUAAUGUACGAGCUGCUGCUUUGGCAACACUUAAUGCUUGGGUGGAGCAGACCGGCCUGAAGGAGUGGCUCGAAGGAGACGACCUAUCAGAAGAGCUGAAACGGGAAAAUCCCUUCCUCAGACAGGAGGUGCUGGGCUGUCUGGCUGAGAGGUUGCCCAAAAUGCGCUCAGUGCCCUCUGAUCUGAUGCUGUGUGUUCCCCAAUUGUACGCUUGUCUGGAGGACCGCAACGGAGAUGUAAGAAAGAAGGCGCAGGAGGCACUUCCUUCCUUCAUGAUGCACCUGGGCUUCGAAAAGAUGAGCAAAGCGACUAACAAGCUUAAGACGGCCUCCAAGGACCAGGUGAUGGCCAUGCUGGAAAAGGCCAGGGCAGUGAUGCCCGCUGCACCUGCCAAAGCCGCUCCGUCGAAAGCUGCUGAAAGUGUCCCUGCUGCAAAACCAGCCUCAGCUCCAGCUAAAAGUCAGCCUCCAGUAGAAGAUUACAGUGCACCAGAACCCAAAGCAGACACCAAGAAACCCAAAUCAACAGGACCUGCUGCCAAGAAGGGAGCGUUGGGAAAGAAGGGUCCAGCCAAGCCCUCCGCUAAGGAUGAAGAAGAUAGAUCAGGUCCCAUCUUCAUCUUUGUGCCCAAUGGAAAAGAGCAGAGAAUGAAGGAGGAGAAAGCACUGAAGAUCCUGAAGUGGAACUUCAUCCACCCACGGGACGAGUACGUGGAACAGUUGAAGACCCAGAUGUCCUUGUGCCUGGCGAAGUGGCUGCAGGAUGAACUCUUCCACUACGACUUCCAGCGCCACGUUAAGGCCGUCAAUGCCAUGAUCGAGCACAUGGACCCUGAGUUCGAGGCUGUGAUUGGCUGCUUAGACCUGAUCCUGAAGUGGUUCACGCUGCGCUUCUUCGACACCAACACCAGUGUGCUUAUGAAAGCCAUGGAGUUCCUCAAACUCCUCUUCACCAUGCUGAGUAGGGAUAACUACCACCUGAGUGAAUACGAGGCGUCCUCCUUCAUCCCCUACCUCAUCCUGAAGGUCGGUGAAUCUAAAGAUGUGGUGCGCAAAGAUGUCCGUGCCAUUCUGAGCUUGCUGUGUAACGUUUAUCCCGCCUCCAAAAUGUUUCCCUUUCUCAUGGAGGGAACCAAAUCUAAGAACUCCAAGCAGCGAUCAGAAUGUCUGGAAGAGCUCGGGUGCUUAAUUGAAAAUAAUGGCAUGAACGUGUGCCAACCAACACCUGCCAAGGCUCUAAAAGACAUCGCUGUUCACAUUGGAGACCGGGACACGACCGUACGCAAUGCAUCACUUAAUACAGUGGUGGCCGCUUACAACGUCUGUGGAGAUCAGGUCUUCAAACUCAUUGGCAAUCUCUCUGAGAAGGACAUGAGCAUGUUGGAGGAGAGAAUCAAGCGUUCAGCUAAGAAGGCGCCUCCUGUCUCAACCAAACAGGAGAAAGUGCAGAAGGAGCCGAAUCCUAACGCUACCUUCGUACGCAAACCCGCCCAGGAGGAGGUGCCCAACAAAGUCAAAUUAAUGUAUCGCACAUAUAGGAUUCAAGCACGGUCACAGAACUCCCACUCAGAGCACACAGCACCCUCCAUCCCAAAAGAGUUUCAGCUGGAUCUGGACAUGAUUGAGAACGACCACACACGAGUCAGUGACUUCCCUGACCUGGUACAGCACAAACUGGACGAGCUGCUGGAGCCCGUCCUGAUCCCCGAACCCAAGAUUCGCUCGGUCUCUCCUCACUACGAUGACCUGCACAACAGCACCGCCUCCACCAUUAACUUUGUAAUCUCACAAGUUGCUAGUGGCGACAUUAACACCAGUAUUCAGGCAUUAGCGCAGAUCGAUGAGGUGCUGCGACAGGAGGACAAAGCCGAGGCUAUGUCGGGUCACAUCGAUCAGUUCCUCAUCGCCACCUUCAUGCAGCUCCGACUCAUCUACAACACACACAUGGCUGAUGACCGGCUGGACAAGAGGGACAUCUUUAAACUGUACAGCUGUAUUAUUGGCAACAUGCUCUCGUUGUUCUCUAUGGAGAGUCUGGCACGAGAAGCAUCUAUGGGCGUGCUUAAGGAUCUGAUGCACGGUCUUAUCACGCUGAUGUUGGACUCGCGAGUGGAGGACAUCGAGGACGGCCAGCAGCUCAUCCGCUCCGUUAACCUUCUUGUGGUGCGUGUGCUGGAGAAAUCCGAUCAAACCAACAUCCUCAGUGCUUUGCUGGUGCUGCUGCAGGACAGUCUGAUCACCACAGCAGGAUCACCCAUGUUCUCUGAGCUUGUCAUGAAGUGUCUGUGGAGAAUGAUCCGUUUCCUGCCCGAGACCAUUAACAGUAUUAACCUGGACCGCAUCCUGCUGGACGUCCACAAUUUCAUGAAGGUUUUUCCAAAAGAGAAGCUCAAGCAACUGAAGAGCGACGUGCCCCACCGCACACUGAAAACCCUGCUGCACACACUCUGCAAACUCACUGGUGCAAAGAUACUGGAUCACUUAUCCAUGAUCGAGAACCUGAACGAGUCAGAACUGGAGGCCCAUCUGAGGCGGGUGGUGAAGCAUUCUGGAAACCUUUCAGGCUACAAAUCUGAGCAGAUUAUGGAGAAAGGAGCUUUGCGAUCAGAUGAGAAGGUGAUCAAAGCUAAAGUGAGUGACAUCCUCUCGGAGAUCUUUAAAAAGAUUGGCUCAAAGGAGAACACUAAAGAGGGCCUGACGGAGCUGUACGAGUAUAAGCAGAAGUAUUCGGACGCUGACCUGGAGCCCUUCCUGAAGAACACGUCUCAGUUCUUCCAGAGUUACGUGGAGCGCGGCCUUCGCAUGAUCGAGUCCGAGCAGGAGGGGAAGAAUCGCCUGCAGAGCUCCGCAGUGGUUCCUCAGCACAGUGUGGAUUCUGCAUACAACUCCAGCCACAGCUCCGUGUCGCUCAGCAGUAACGGGGAGGAUCUGAAACCCGCUGUUUACUACGAGAGACUGAAGAUCCUCCGGCAGCGCCACGGCCUCGAGAACUCCAAGCAGCAACAGCAGCAGCAGGACGAGGAGCGGCCACUGUCAUCUCUCCUGUCCCGGCCUCCUCCUGCCUCCUCCACCGACAUGCUGCACAGUAAGCUCUCGCAGCUGAAGGAGACCCGCGAGUCUCAGCUGCAGCAGGAACAGACCCGGUCGCACAGCCCCGGCCGCGCCUCCUCACCCGCCACCAACCUCGACGACCUAAAAAAGAGGCUCGAGCGCAUCAAGAGCAACCGCCAAUAGAGACGAGCUACAACUGUGCACACAGCCCGCUUCUCCUCAUCCCUCCGCAUCUACCGAGCUACAGCUAGCUAGAGUGCUAACCUCCACUAUGACGCUAGUCUUUCUCCCCCUCUGCUUCCGCUCAGCUGGGACAUUUUCAGGUCAGACUCAUGUAUAGAUGAAGAUAUUCAGAGUAGGGCGGUGAAUUCAGACCACUGGUUCGUGCUGUUGUAUGAUAUGAAGUGAGCUGCAGUUUGUUUGGUUAGUGUUGUGCACAAUUGUUUGAGGGGUUCGUGUAUAUACUCAUGGUAAUUAACCACUCCAGGCUUCUCAGUGUCAUGUUUAGGAGUCGCAGUGGACGGUUUCCUCGUACAAAGUGCUGUAAUCCGUGUAACUGGAGAUGUCCAGGUUUCUCUCUCUUCUUUAUUUAAAUGAAUGUUUAGGAAACGUAACCCGUCUCUCUGUGUUCACACUAGCGAGCAACAAAUGAAUGAGCCUCCUUCGUUUUGUAUGUGGCAGCACCACACGGAUCAGCCGUUCAAACAGCAGCAGCAAGCGGUCAAGAUCUUCCAAAAAUUCUGAGCUUAUUAGAGUCCAGUAGAUCCAAUUUACCGAUCAUAUAGAGCUUCAGUCCAGUCCAUGUUUUGCCAGGCAUAAAAGAGAGAACAUUGUACUACUGAUCUGUUCCUACAUCAGUGUAUGUAAGUAUAAUUCAGUACACUUGUAGCCACACACUUCUGGUCCGUGGCCGCCCCCAAGCACCAACAGCAGCGGCUCCCUAUUUGUUCAGUGGAAACGAACUAUGUGGGACUUGUCGUUGCCUGCUAGUGUGAACUUGGACUCGGCUCAUCCGUUGUUUGCCAUUUUUGCUUUUUCCACUGAAGCGCUUGUAAAAUCUGAAGGAUUAAAUUUGUUCUUUAAUAAUUAAGGAGCAUGGCAUGAAGUACUUGAUGUUUUUCUGUAAAUAGUUUGCAUUACUAAGCUCUGUUUAUUAAUCACAUUCGUUUGGUUAAUAAUAUUCCGACGUCUUGCACUUACGAGCAGAAUGUUGGGGAUUCUGAUGCAUCGUUUUGUAUUUCAUUGGAGUAGUGUUGUUGCUAUUGAAUUGAAGUGUAUAAUCUAUAGUGAAAAUGGCAAUAAAGAUUUUUUUUAUAUAAUUUAACAACC